GGGUGGGACUGACGUCUUCGUGUUUCCUCGUCCGAUUUCCCCUUUCAUUUAGUUAUCAGUCGUAUCUUGGAGCCCGAGACUUAUGAGUCCACAACAAUAAUUGAUUUAAACAGGACUGGUGUUUCAGAAAACAGGGAGGGGAAUUUAUAUCUAUUAGAGAACUUGCAUGAAAAAUCGUCAGUGAUUUAAACAUUUGAAAACAACAGAGCCAGAAAUGGACGAAAAGGCGUUUACAAAGGAACUUGAUCAGUGGAUCGAACAACUCAAUGAAUGCAAGCAGCUUUCAGAAAGUCAAGUUAAAACACUCUGUGAAAAGGCUAAAGAGAUCCUGACCAAGGAGUCCAACGUGCAGGAUGUGCGAUGCCCAGUCACCGUCUGUGGAGACGUCCACGGCCAGUUUCACGAUCUUAUGGAGCUGUUCAGAAUCGGAGGGAAGUCGCCAGACACAAACUACCUUUUCAUGGGAGACUACGUGGACCGAGGCUAUUACUCUGUGGAAACUGUCACGCUGCUUGUAGCUCUUAAGGUUAGGUACCGUGAACGCAUCACAGUCCUGAGGGGGAACCACGAGAGCAGACAGAUCACACAGGUCUAUGGCUUCUAUGACGAGUGCCUACGCAAAUACGGCAAUGCAAACGUUUGGAAAUACUUCACAGACCUGUUCGAUUACCUUCCCCUCACUGCCUUGGUAGACGGCCAGAUCUUCUGUCUUCAUGGAGGCCUGUCACCGUCCAUAGACACACUGGAUCACAUCCGGGCGCUGGACCGUUUACAGGAAGUUCCUCACGAGGGACCUAUGUGUGACUUACUGUGGUCAGACCCUGAUGACCGUGGAGGAUGGGGAAUUUCCCCCAGGGGUGCUGGAUACACCUUUGGGCAGGACAUAUCUGAAACAUUCAACCAUGCCAACGGCCUUACCCUGGUGUCCAGAGCUCACCAGCUGGUUAUGGAGGGUUACAACUGGUGCCAUGAUCGUAAUGUGGUAACGAUUUUCAGCGCACCCAACUACUGCUAUCGCUGUGGUAACCAGGCAGCUAUUAUGGAGCUGGAUGACACCCUCAAGUACUCUUUCCUGCAGUUUGACCCUGCUCCUCGCAGAGGGGAGCCCCACGUGACCCGGCGCACCCCUGAUUAUUUCCUGUAAACUCUGUACAAUGCAGUAUUACCACCCUGUAAUAACCCAAAUUCAGAGUAAAACCAGAUGGGAGAGGGAUGGGCAACAAAUUGGAGAAAAAAAGAAACCUGCAGUUUAUCCAGGAACAACAACAACAACAAUCUAUUUAAGCAUCCAGAGGGAAAAGUCUGUGUUCAUGGACCAAAAGAAAUGUGCCAUAUUCAAAGGUAUCCAGAGACCUCUAUCCAAGACCAUGACCAUGAGAGAGAGAGAAAAAAAACCCAAUGAUUCCACAGUACUUUCUAGCUCUUGCUUUUGUCCAUCUGUUGUUAGAUGAAUAUGAAAAUCAAGCUUUGUUAUACAAUUUCAAAUCAACUUACUAAGGUCUGCUGCAUGGAACCACCACCUGUUGUUCAGUUUUUGUUUUUUUUUUUCUUUUUUUGUUUGUUUGUUUGUUUCUUUUGGGGUUUUUUUUGGGUGGGAUGGGGGUGGGGUUAUGAAUCUCUCUCUUUGCACUUUUUUAUCAGAAAAAAAGAGACAUGAGUCAGUUGUCAUAAGCAGUUCUGCUCAAUGUGUUUUUUUUUUUUUUUUCCCCUUUUUCGGUCAGUGAUUUUUAUAUCCCAGCAACUACUUUACUGCGAGAUAAUCUUUCCAAAAUGAACAAAGAUGAAAAUAAACUUAAGAUAUGCCAACUGAGCUGUCUGUGGCAGAGAGGAGGAACAUGUGAUCAUGGGAGUAGUUGUGUGAACUUCUCGUGAUGGGGUAAAUGUCUGAAUGGACAACACCUGUUUGAAUAAUAAAGCUGAAAGUUACUCCCUGA
Messenger RNA from Chanos chanos (milkfish), 1934 nucleotides. It is a transcript of the gene ppp2cab, whose product is annotated as protein phosphatase 2 catalytic subunit alpha b. The transcript is spliced from 7 exons. Gene Ontology annotation, molecular function: protein serine/threonine phosphatase activity. Bases 215 to 1144 code for a protein of 309 amino acids. NCBI's taxonomy places the organism in Eukaryota, Metazoa, Chordata, Actinopteri, Gonorynchiformes, Chanidae. The record is from RefSeq and is a predicted model, not a curated record.